AUGCGCUCUGCAGAACCUGGCUACACUGGGCAUCAACUUAGACGGAAGGCCUCCGGCGGCUGGCUGACGUGGCUCCUCGACUGCUCCUUGUUCAGCCCGGGCGUCCUCAGCAGGGAGCUGGCGGGGGGGCAGAGCAGAGCGCCUCCCAGCACCGUGGGCACCCUCAUCAGCUGCGCUCCCCGGGGCCCCGUUUGGGUGAUGAGCCAGCCAGCUCUUGAGCUCUACAGGGAGGAGUCCCCCUCAGCAUCUGCCGGGUCUCUCCGGGGCCAAACACAGCUCCCCCCAAAUCCCGCACAGCUCCGUGAAUUGGGUCCCAAUGAGCUGGAACCUCGUGCCUUCGCCUGA
Molecule: messenger RNA, 345 nt
Organism: Rangifer tarandus platyrhynchus (Svalbard reindeer)
Lineage: Eukaryota; Metazoa; Chordata; Mammalia; Artiodactyla; Cervidae
Source: the annotation of a GenBank genome assembly